AUGUUGUUUACACCAAUCCGAGCAGGCUUGGCCUCGCUUCUUGCGCUGGCAAGCUGUGCAGUAGCACAAAAUGUCAAAGCCAUUUACCUUUUCAAAGAUGUCAUGCAAUCCAAUACCGAAGCUCUGAAGACAUCGGGCUUCGAUACUGUCCUCCUUUUCCGCAUAGGCAUCCUGCCAAAUGCCGAUCUGGUCUACUACUCGACCGGCAGCGAUGGCAAUCCCGUCGACUGGCCCGUAGUAACCAACGGAAGCUACGUCGGCGGCCAGGCCCUCACCGAUAAGAUAAUCUACCUCAAGACGGCCCCGACAUUGAUCGAGCGCGUCGAAGUAUCCCUGGUCUCGCACGAUACCACGUUCCAGGAGAUACGCGACCUCAUCGCCGCGGACGGCACCGGGGCCUCGACACCGCUGUACCGCGCAUUCGACGUACUCAAGCAGACAUGGGAGCUGGACGGCUUCAACAACGACGACGAGGGCGUCUACGACGUGUCCAGCACCGUCGAAUUUGCGAAGAUGCUGGGUCUUAUGGGUUACAAGUACUCGACCGCGCCGUACACAAACAUGAACUUCUGGGCCGACGUGCAGAACCGCAUCAACGCCGCCGUGCCGGGUCUGCUGGACCGCCACUACCUACAGGUGUAUGACGGAGGUGCGGCCAACAACCCGGGAACCUGGCAGACAGGGCUCGGCAUGAAAGUCGUGCCGCUGCUGUGGGUCAACAAUGACUACAAGCCCGACCAGGGGAACACUCCGGCCCAGGCACAAGCCAGAUUCGCCGAUUGGAACCAGCAGUACAACCUAGCGGGUGGCGGAUACUGGAACGACUUCGACCUUGAGAAACUCAACUCGUCGUAUGCGGCAUAUGGCAACGCGCUGACGAGCGUGUUUGGGCAGUAA
Pyricularia grisea is the source of this 897-nucleotide messenger RNA. RefSeq lists its product as uncharacterized. The coding region runs from base 1 to 897 and encodes 298 amino acids. NCBI's taxonomy places the organism in Eukaryota, Fungi, Ascomycota, Sordariomycetes, Magnaporthales, Pyriculariaceae. The record is from RefSeq and is a predicted model, not a curated record. The transcript has a single exon.